Octodon degus (degu) is the source of this 2335-nucleotide messenger RNA. It is a transcript of the gene Cln8, whose product is annotated as CLN8, transmembrane ER and ERGIC protein. Gene Ontology annotation, cellular component: membrane; endoplasmic reticulum. The record is from RefSeq and is a predicted model, not a curated record. The coding region runs from base 240 to 1097 and encodes 285 amino acids. NCBI's taxonomy places the organism in Eukaryota, Metazoa, Chordata, Mammalia, Rodentia, Octodontidae. The transcript has 3 exons. Gene Ontology annotation, biological process: lipid homeostasis.
GGCUCCCGGGUGCGCAGCCCGCCGCGCAGACGCAGCUCGUCCCGGCGAGUCUGCGCCGUCCGCGGGUGCCUGGCGCGGAGGCGGGGUUCACGCUGCUGCCGAGGAGAACGGGUUGAAGCCGAUACAUGAGGGUGUCAGGUAGAUGAAGGUCCUGGAGAGAGCCGUGCUGAGUCUUCCCUGGGAAGAGCCGCGCCACGAGGGCUGGCAGCCCCGUGUUGGCCCCGGGACAGCUUGGGACGAUGACACCUGCCGGCGAUGGGGGCGCCUCAGCGGGCAUUUUUGACCUGGACUAUGCAUCGUGGAAGGUUCGCUUGACGCUGGCGGUCGCAGGCUUCGUCUUCUACCUGGGCGUCUUUGUCGUCUGCCACCAGCUCUCGUCCUCUCUGAAUGCCACCUACCGCUCCCUGGUUGCCAGAGAGAAGGUCUUCUGGGACCUAGCAGCCACACGGGCUGUCUUUGGGGUCCAGAGCACAGCGGCAGGCCUGUGGGCGCUGCUGGGGGACCCUGUGCUUCAGGCGGACAAAGCACUCGGCCAGCAGAGCUGGUGCUGGUUCCACAUCACCACAGCCACCGGCUUCUUCUUCUUUGAGAACGUGGCUGUGCACCUGUCCAGUCUAUGCUUCCGGACUUUUGACCUCUUCUUGAUUGUCCACCACCUCUUUGCCUUCUUGGGAUUUCUGGGCUCAGCGGUCAACCUGAGAGCCGGCCACUACUUAGCCAUGACCACGCUGCUCCUAGAGAUGAGCACCCCAUUUACCUGCGUCUCCUGGAUGCUCCUGAAGGCUGGCUGGUCCGAGACGCUGCUCUGGAAGGCCAACCAAUGGCUGAUGGUCCACAUGUUCCACUGCCGCAUGGUCCUCACCUACCACAUGUGGUGGGUGUGCUUCCGGCACUGGGAUGGCCUGGUCCACAGCCUGUACCCACCUCAUCUGGCCCUGUUCCUCGCCGGGCUUGCCCUGCUCACACUGCUCCUGAACCCGUACUGGACCCACAAGAAGACACAGCAGCUCCUCGUCCCAGUGGACUGGAACUUCGCACAGCCUGAAGCCACGGCGGGCAGGCCCAGUGGCCAGGAGCUGCAGAAGAAGAGGCCUUAGAGGCCACGGCCGUGGCCAGGCAGGCGUGGCGCCCGCUGAGCAGGGCUCUCUCUUCAUGAGUGUUCACGUGAAGGGGCCACGGCGUGUUCCUAAGGUCCUGACCCUUGCUGAGGAUGCGGGUCUUGGCACCAUGCUCGCUGCCCGGCCUGGCUGCCCUGGGCGUGCCUGGCGUCAGGAAAGCAGUCAGAUGGCCCAGGUGGCAGGCACGCCGGGUGGCACGCAUGCCGGCAGUGGCUGAGGGCCGAGGACGUGGCAGGCUGUGCAGCGGCUCAGCCCACGUGCUGUGGGGUCGCAGUCAGGUCCCUCGCGCCCUUCUUCGGCACACAGCACCCUUCCUCGUUCUGAAGUCACCUUCUCUGAGGGAAGGAAUGGGCUUAAGAAAGCUGGGUGAUUUCCUAGCCCUUGCUGAAGCCAGGCCUGGAGUUUUAAAACCAGGUUGCCACAGCGCCAUCUAGUGUCGGGAGGCCUAAAGAUGUCCCUGUGGGGCUCCGCCACAGGAGAGCACCCUGGAGUGCCCACGUCCCAACAAGGCACCAGCUCAAAACCUUAUAAAUCAGUGAGAAUUUUUAAAUUGGAAUUUUAUUUCUUGUUGACAAAAUAAUGUGUCCACUAACUAGGCUUUAGAUUGGUCCAGAGGCAAGAGCCGUUUGGAAUGGCGAAGGAGCCCCUGACCUGUGGGAGUUUUUGUUGGUUUCAAGGCUCGGUAGUAAGGGGUGUGUCGCCGCGUGCUUGGGUGGCCCUGGGCCCAGAAACCUGUAGUGCUGGGCCCUCAGCAGAUCUGGCAGCCCCCACAGCAGGAUUCUAAGGGCGUCCCACGUGCUGUUCUCCCGUGUGGUGCCCUGGCCUGGUUAGCACACUAACAGGUGGUGCUGCGGGCCGAUCAGAUGCCCCUUAGCACGAGUGGACAUUAGUAGUCGGCACUCGCUUCUUCAGAAGUGCCUCUGAGUAAGUGUUUAAGUUAGAGACAGGCUCAUUGCCUCCAAAAGUCGUGCGCAGCGUGGCUCCUGUGUGCCGUGCGACUCCAGGGGCUCGGAGGAUGCCCAGGGCCUGCGUUCACUGCACUGAUCGUGUUUAGCUCAAGACAGUAAUUCCCGUUUUUCUCAAGUGAAGAAGGUAUUUAAAUUGUUCCUGCUGAGAGUGUUAUCUCCGCGCACCCCCGUGGCCGCUCUGCCUGUUCCUCGGAGCCUGCAGUGGCUGGAGGCUGCCUGGGUGUUUAAUAAAGUGACCGAUGUUUACCG